CCCACCCACGGCGACACCCCGCCCACUCGACGCCUACGCCACGCCCACGAGCGACCGAGGCCGCGCCCACAGCGCCACGUCUGGUGGUGGUAGUGGUGGAAAGCGGUAGGCGAUGUCCACCUCCUCCGUGUCCACCUCGUCCGUGUCCACCUCCUCCGUGACCCCCCCUGCUGCCGCUGUGUCCACCAGCAGCAGCGUGUCCACCGCCAUGGCCGCGUCCGUGGCUGGGGAUGGAGCAGCGCAGGGCGGUGGGAAUCCGAAUCCCCUCUCCCGGAAGCUCAACAAGAUCCUGGAGACGAGGUUGGACAACGACAAGGACAUGCUGGACGCUCUGCGUGCCCUCUCCGAGUUCUUCACGGACAACUCCCUGCGCUCGAGAAGGAGUCUCCGCGGGGACAUUGAGCGGCGCAGCCUCGGGGUCAACGAGCAGUUCGUGAGCGGCUUCCGCGAAGUCAAGGAGGACCUUGACAGCAUCAUCUCCGACGUCCAGGCCAUGGCCUCGUGCUGCCAGGACAUGACCUCGCGCAUCAAGGCAACCAAGGAGGAGACGCGCGAUCUCAUCGGGAAGACGACGAAACUUCAGGCUGAGAUGCAGCGGCUGGGCGUGCGAGCCCGAGUAGCAGACGCCUUCCUCUCGCGCUUUCAGCUCACGGCGGAGGAGGUUCGAAUCCUCCGCGGGUCCAGGGACUCCUCCAUCACCAUGGAAUUUUUCGACGUGCUGGCCCGGGUGAAGUGCAUCCACAGCGACGUCAAAGUGCUGCUGAGGACCAAUCAGCAGACGGCCGGCCUGGAGAUCAUGGAGCAGAUGGCUCUACACCAGGAGGCCGCCUAUGAGAGACUUUACCGCUGGGCCCAAGGGGAGUGCCGCAGCAUGACGCACGACUCGUGCGACGUGGCGGGCGUGCUCUCCCGCGCCGUCGGGGCACUCCAGGACCGCCCCGUGCUGCUCAAGUACACGCUGGACGAGUUUGGCACGGGGCGGAGGAGCGCGGUCGUGAGGGGCUUCAUCGACGCGCUGACACGGGGGGGGCCCGGCGGGACCCCGCGGCCAAUCGAGAUGCACUCCCACGACCCGCUGCGCUACGUGGGUGACAUGCUCGCUUGGCUGCACCAGGCGAGUGCCUCCGAGCGUGAGCACCUGGACGCUCUGCUCAAGGACGUCUCCACGCUGGGGACGGAGGAGAUGGUGAAGGAGAUGCUGGGUCACAUCACGGAAGGAGUUUGUCGACCUUUAAAGGUGCGCAUCGAGCAGGUGAUUCUGGCCGAGCCAGGAGCUGUGCUGCUCUUCAAGGUCUCCAAUCUGCUCAAGUUCUACAUCCAGACCAUCGGCGCGGUGGUGGGCUCUCUGGACGCGUCCCUGGUGGUGACGCUGGUGGAGACGGCCGACCUGAGCCGCACGAUGUUCUACUCCAGCCUGAGCACCCACUCGGCCAAGAUGCUGGACAAGGUGGAGUGUCCCCCUGCGGAUCUGUCCCCGCCGGUGGUGGUGGCCCAGACGCUGUCCCUGCUGAGGGACGUCCUCACCUCCCACGAUGCCUCCGUGGUGCCCCUCGACGCCCGGCAGGCCGACUUCCAGCAGGUGGUCUCGUGCCUGCUGGACCCUCUGCUCAACGUGUGCACCGUGUGUGCCAGCUCCCUGUCGGCCGUUCCCAUGGCCGUCUUCCUCGUCAACUCCCUCUACGCCAUGAGGGGGGCCCUGGCCCCCCACGAGUUCACCGAGCAGCGACUCGACCUCCUCCAGCUGCAGAUCGAGGCCCACCUGGACACGCUGGUGAACGAGCAGGCUUCGCUGAUGCUGACACGUGCCGGCAUGGCGGCCGUCUACAGCCGGGUCCAGCAGCACCGGCCCGAGCAGGGCCCCCUGUCUCAAAUACCGGGGAUGGAUGAGUCCUCUGUGAAAGCGGCCAUGGUCCAGUUCUCUCGGUACCUCUCAUCUCCUGACUCGCACACCCUCCCGCAGCUGCAGCUGCUGCACAGCUCCAGCCUCAAGGAGGUGGUCUGCGCGCGAGCCGCGGCGCUCGUGAGCACGGCCUACGCCGAGGUGUACGACGCGGUCCAUCGCCUCGACAGCCGCUACGGGGACGCCGUCACCGCGGCCGGCAUGCAGCCCACGCCGCAGCAGGUGCGGGCGCUCCUCCUGUGAGCCGGAGAGGCGCCGACACCGGCGCCCAGCGCCGUGGGCGGAAUCCACCGCCGCCACCGCCGCCGCCGCCGCCGCGGUGCGAAAUCCACCACCAACGCUGCUACCGGCGGAGUUUGCCGAGAGCGGUGGUGGUGGUGGUGGUGGUGGAUUUUGUCGGCCGUGGUCACCACCAACGUGAUUCACCACCACCGUGGGCUGACACCACCACCACCACCACCACCGGCA
Molecule: messenger RNA, 2368 nt
Organism: Petromyzon marinus (sea lamprey)
Lineage: Eukaryota; Metazoa; Chordata; Hyperoartia; Petromyzontiformes; Petromyzontidae
Source: RefSeq, a predicted model, not a curated record